Molecule: messenger RNA, 930 nt
Organism: Molossus molossus (Pallas's mastiff bat)
Lineage: Eukaryota; Metazoa; Chordata; Mammalia; Chiroptera; Molossidae
Product: homeobox protein NANOG-like
Exons: 2
Coding region: 1-930 (309 amino acids)
Biological process (GO): regulation of transcription by RNA polymerase II
Molecular function (GO): RNA polymerase II cis-regulatory region sequence-specific DNA binding; DNA-binding transcription factor activity, RNA polymerase II-specific
Source: RefSeq, a predicted model, not a curated record
AUGAGUGUGGAUUCUGCUUGUCCCCAAAGCCUGCCCUGCUCUGAAGCAUCCAGUUCUAGGGAACCUUCACCAGUGCCUGAGAUUUAUGAGCCUGAAGAAGACUAUGCAUCCUUGCAAGUCUCAUCUGCUGAGACAUUCUACAUGGAGACUGUCUCUCCUCUUCCUUCCUCCAUGGAUCUGCUUAUUCAGAACAGCCCUGGUUCUCCCACCAGUCCCAGUGAACUACUACCCACUUCUGUAGAGAACAGUACAGGGAAGAAGGAGGAGAAAGUCCAGGUCAAGAAACGGAAGAUCAGAACCAUCUUCUCUCAGACCCAGCUCUGUGUACUCAAUGAGAGAUUUCAGAGACACAAAUAUCUCAGCCUCCAGCAGAUUCAGGAACUAUCCCACAUACUGAACCUUAGCUACAAACAGAUUAAGACCUGGUUCCAGAACCAGAGGAUGAAAUGUAAGUGGUGGCAGAAAUACAACUGGCCAAAGAAUAAUAGCCAUGUGACCCAGAUGAGCACAGCAACUACAGAGUACCUGGGCCUCUCUUCCUGUCACCAGGAGUGCCUGGUGAAUGCUUCUGGAAACCUCUCAAUGUGGACCAACCAGACCGGCAGUAAUCUAACUUGGAGUAACCAUUCCUGGAACAGCCCAUCUUGGAACUACCAUUGCUGGAAUAGUCAGACCUGGUGCCCCCAAGCCUGGAACAACCAGGCUUGGAACAGCCAGUUCUAUAGUUAUGGAGAGGAAUUCCUGCAGCCCCAGAUCCAAUUCCAGCAAAAUCAUCAAAAUCCUGUCAGUGACUUGGAGGCCACCUUGGAAACUGCUGGGGAAAGCUAUGAUGCAAUACUGCAAACCCCUAAGUAUUGUAGUACCCAGCAAAGCAUGGAUUUAUUUCCAGAUUACUCCAUAAACAUACAGCCUGACUCAAUGAUCACAUAG